This is a messenger RNA of Pipistrellus nathusii (Nathusius's pipistrelle), 2508 nucleotides long. NCBI's taxonomy places the organism in Eukaryota, Metazoa, Chordata, Mammalia, Chiroptera, Vespertilionidae. The record is from the annotation of a GenBank genome assembly.
AUGACGGCCACUGCUGCAGUGGAAACACCAAAAAUGAAGAAGAGUGCCUCCAAAGAAGAGAAGCAGCCACCUAACCAAGACAGCACAGAACAGGGCAAUGCUGAUUCUGAAGAGUGGAUGAGCUCUGAAAGCGACCCUGAACAGAUGAGCCUUAAGAACAGCAAUAGCAGUGACAAUAGCUGUCAACCUGGAGUUGUUCAGUUGAAGAAAAAGGAGAUUCCCUCCAAGCCACACCGCCAGCUCUGUAGAUCACCCUGCCUAGAUUGCCCAAGCUUCUCCCAGAGCAGCAUUCUACAGGAUGGGAAGAUUGACUUGGAAAAAGAAUACCAAGCCAAGGUGGAUUUUGCUCUAAAGCUGGGCUAUGCGGAGGAACAGAUUCAAUCAGUGCUGAACAAGCUGGGCCCAGAAUCACUUAUUAAUGAUGUAUUGGCAGAGCUUGUCAGACUUGGGAACAAAGGUGAUUCGGAAGGACAAGUCAACUUGAGUCUGUUAGUGCCUCGGGGGCCCAACUCCAGAGAGAUUGCAAGCCCUGAACUGUCUCUUGAAAUUGACAUAGACAGCAGUGACAAUUUGAGGCCAAUUGUCAUUGAUGGAAGUAAUGUGGCAAUGAGCCAUGGGAAUAAAGAAGAGUUCUCUUGCAGAGGAAUACAACUAGCUGUGGAUUGGUUUCUAGAUAAAGGCCAUAAAGAUAUUACUGUAUUUGUGCCUGCAUGGAGAAAGGAGCAAUCCCGACCUGAUGCACCAAUUUCAGAUCAAGAUAUCCUACGAAAACUGGAGAAGGAGAAGAUUCUUGUCUUCACACCAUCCCGAAGGGUCCAAGGCAGGAGAGUUGUCUGCUACGAUGACCGGUUCAUAGUCAAACUGGCUUUUGAUUCCGAUGGCAUCAUUGUAUCCAAUGAUAACUAUCGAGACCUUCAAGUUGAAAAGCCAGAAUGGAAGAAGUUUAUAGAAGAGCGAUUGCUGAUGUAUUCUUUUGUGAAUGACAAAUUUAUGCCUCCAGAUGAUCCUUUAGGGCGCCAUGGCCCAAGCCUUGAAAAUUUCUUAAGAAAGAGACCUGUUGUUCCUGAACACAAGAAGCAACCAUGCCCUUAUGGCAAAAAAUGCACCUACGGCCACAAGUGCAAAUACUACCAUCCGGAGCGGGCCAACCAACCCCAGCGUUCGGUGGCUGAUGAGCUCCGCAUCAGUGCCAAACUAUCCACAGUGAAAACUAUGAGCGAAGGCACCCUGGCCAAAUGUGGUACAGGGUUGUCUAGUGCCAAAAGUGAGAUAACCUCAGAAGUCAAGCGUGUGGCCCCUAAGCGCCAAUCAGAUCCCAGCAUCCGAUCGGUGGCUGUGGAACCUGAGGAAUGGCUGUCCAUUUCCCGUAAGCCUGAGGCCAGUUCUGUACCCUCACUUGUGACCGCCCUAAGUGUCCCCACAAUCCCACCUCCCAAAAGCCAUGCAGUGGGUGCACUCAACACCCGUUCGGCCAGUAGCCCAGUGCCAGGAUCCUCUCAUUUCCCCCACCAGAAGUCUUCACUGGAGCAUAUGGCCAGCAUGCAGUACCCCCCAAUCCUGGUUACCAACAGCCAUGGGACCCCUAUUAGUUAUGCCGAGCAAUACCCAAAGUAUGAGUCCUUGGGGGACCAUGGCUACUAUUCAAUGUUAGGUGACUUCUCCAAAAUGAACAUCAACAGCAUGCAUAAUCGAGAGUACUACAUGGCUGAAGCAGACUCGGGGAUGUAUGCCAGGAAUCCCAACCUCUGUCCAGACAGCCGUAUGAGCCAUACCAGGAAUGACAACUAUUCCUCUUACAACAACCUGUACUUGGCUGAUGCCCAUCCUGAGGGCAGUUUGAAGCUGCAUCGCUCAGCAUCUCAAAACCGUCUUCAGCCUUUUUCUCAUGGUUACCAUGAAGCCUUAAUGCGAGUGCAGAGCUAUGGCCCAGAGGAUUCUAAGCAAGCCCCCCACAAGCAGUCGGUCCCCCACUUGGUUCUGCAUGCCCAGCACCCAGCAACUGGAGCACGAUCUAGCUGUCCUGGAGACUACUCCAUGCCUCACAAUAUCCAUCCUGGGGCAACCUCCCAGCCAGGACGUGCCCUGGUGAUGACUCGGAUGGACAGCAUUUCUGACUCACGCCUCUAUGAGAGCAACCCCAUGAGGCAAAGACGACCUCCUCUGUGCCGGGAACAACAUGCUAGCUGGGACCCACUACCUUGUACAACUGACUCUUAUGGCUACCAUUCCUAUCCCUUGAGUAACAACCUCAUGCAGCCAUGCUAUGAACCAGUGAUGGUACGGAGCGUGCCUGAAAAGAUGGAGCAGCUUUGGAGGAAUCCUUGGGUUGGAAUGUGCAAUGAUUCCAGGGAGCAUAUGAUCCCAGAGCACCAGUAUCAGACCUACAAGAACCUCUGCAAUAUUUUCCCUUCCAACGUCGUUCUUGCAGUGAUGGAGAAGAAUCCUCACACAGCAGAUGCCCAGCAGCUGGCAGCCUUGAUUGUUUCUAAGCUUAGGGCUGCACGUUGA